Molecule: messenger RNA, 807 nt
Organism: Columba livia (rock pigeon)
Lineage: Eukaryota; Metazoa; Chordata; Aves; Columbiformes; Columbidae
Product: olfactory receptor 14A16-like
Exons: 2
Biological process (GO): G protein-coupled receptor signaling pathway
Cellular component (GO): membrane
Molecular function (GO): olfactory receptor activity; odorant binding; G protein-coupled receptor activity
Source: RefSeq, a predicted model, not a curated record
AUGGACUGGCCCCUCACAACCACCAUUUCCAGCACUGGCUUCUCACUUCAGUUUGAAGAGGUUCUUUGUUCCUCCCUGGAAGCACAACUACACCUCCACACCCCCAUGUACUUCUUCCUGCUCAACCUCGCCCUCCUCGACCUGGGCUCCAUCUCCAUCACUGUCCCUAAAUCCAUGGCCAACUCUCUGUGGGAUUCCAGGGUCAUUUCCUAUGCAGGAUGUGCUGCCCAGGUCUUCUUUGUAUUUUUCUUGCUUGGUGCAGAGUUUUACCUUCUCACCAUCAUGUCGUACGACCGCUACGUUGCCAUCUGCAAACCCCUGCACUACAGGACCCUCCUGGGCAGCAGAGCUUGUGUCCACAUGGCAGCAGCUGCCUGGGCCACUGGGUUUCUCAAUGCUCUGCUGCACACGGCCAAUACAUUUUCACUGCCCCUGUGCAAGGGCAAUGCCCUGGGCCAGUUCUUCUGUGAAAUCCCCCAGAUCCUCAAGCUCUCCUGCUCACACUCCUACCUCAGGGAACUUGGGCUUCUUCUGUUUAGUGUCUGUGUAAUUGCUAUGUGUUUUGUGUUCAUAGUGGUGUCCUAUGUGCAGAUCUUGAGGGCUGUGCUGAGGAUCCCCUCUGAGCAGGGACGGCACAAAGCCUUUUCCACCUGCCUCCCUCACCUGGCCGUGGUCUCCCUGUUUGUCAGCACUGGCAUGUUUGCCCACCUGAAACCCUCAUCCAUCUCCUCCCCAUCCCUGGAUCUGGUGGUGUCUGUUCUGUACUCGGUGGUGCCUCCAGCAGUGAAUCCCCUCAUCUACAGCAUG